Molecule: messenger RNA, 1674 nt
Organism: Mucor velutinosus
Lineage: Eukaryota; Fungi; Mucoromycota; Mucoromycetes; Mucorales; Mucoraceae
Exons: 1
Coding region: 1-1674 (557 amino acids)
Source: RefSeq, a predicted model, not a curated record
AUGGAUUCGGAUGACAGCAUACUCAAGAAACUUCGUAGCUCCAAGACACAACGAGACAAGGAGCUAGAACGCAUCAAAAGCUUGGCAGUAGUGUCAGUGCUCAACAAGAAUUUCAAGGAAACAACGCCUCCUCCUCGGCCGUCUUCGCUGCUGCCUACCUUAUCCCCCUCCAACUCCUUGACAACGGAUAAUCCCUCUUCUACUGACACUACACCAGAUGGCAAAUCAAGGUCUCUGUCAGUGUCGAGAUCACAGACCAUCUCCUAUAGCACAGGUAGCAAUCCUCUCAAGAAAGCAAGCAAUACAAGCCUCGAUCAUGAAUACAGCAACAACAUGUCACGAACAUCAUCUGCUACUACAAAUAGACGAAGCAGGAUCCUGACAUCGAAUGAUACUUUGGAUGAGGAUCAACAGCGCCUUGUAUCGGAGCAAGAAUUGAAUGAUAGCUACCUCGUGACAAAUUCACCCAUUGACACUGAAAAGGAAACCCUUGAGAAGCGUGUUCAGGAACUAGAAGCAUUGUACGCUGCAUCGAUCAAUGAUUUACAAGUGCUAACAUCGCAGUGCCAUCAGCAAAAGGAAAUACUGUUACUACAAGACAAACUCAUACAGCACAUGUCGGAUCAGCUGGACGCGCCUGCUGUCAAUAUGCAAUGUCAACUAUGCGCUUCAGACGAUGUGGCAUCGCUGUUGAAGGCACAGCAAGAAGUUGCAAUACUAACUAGAGAAUUAACCGAGUUGAGGCCACUAUCAUCAGAAUACACUUGCGCAAUAUCAGAGUUGACCGAGAGAACCAGUGCAAGUGAGCACAAGAUGGACGAGCUGGAGCAGCUGGCAAGAGAGAUUCAGAAAGCAAACACCGUACAGACAGAAUUCAUUGAUACCAAGGUCCAGACACUGCUCGAUAAAGUCCUUCGAAAAAACGAAAUCAUAAACAAGCUGGAGCACAAUCAGCAGCAGUACUUGCUGAAGCAACUGCAAUACCAGCAAUUACCCCCUACACCCGUCGCCACUGUGGCAGCCGCUGCUACCAAGACAGAUGGCACACAUGUCUUUAAUGAGAACACCUCUAAUGUGAUUCCAGAAGAGAACGAAGAAGGUACAAGCGAAUUAGAGCCAAACUCGGCGCGAUCAUCCUAUGUGUCCCAUGAAAGCCAACAUGGACGAAGAUCAUACAUUUCUCGCUGGAAAGGAAAUGCUAUACCACCCGCCUCACCGCCACCUUCGUUGCCUUUACCGCCUAUCCCAAGCGCAUCGUCUCGCUCCACUACGAGCAACAGUACUAGACCGAAAUCCAUUUUGUCUGAAAUAUCCAGAGGCUCCAGUAUACAUGCACAGCAUACCAGUGGCAACAAGCAUCUCUCCAUGGACGCUGUUGGAGGAGGCGUCGUAUCAACAGCAGCAACACUAGACAGCCGUAGACCUUCUGUCCAAUCACAAUUUGAUGAAGAGUUAGCUGAUGCUGCUUAUUACAAAGAAUUUACAGAUCAGUUACAAGAAAGACUUUCCAUGUCAAAAGAAAUUGAUGAUUUACGUGUAUGGGAGCCAAGUGAUUAUGAUAGCAUUCAAAGAAAAAUCGACUCCAAGAAUUGGUCAGAUAGUGAGGAUGGCCAUAGCAUGAGUAGUCAAAAGGCUGCCUUCUGGAAAGGCAUGAAAAAGAAGUUGAGAGUCUAA